UUCAAUUCCCACUUCCCCUUCUACUUCUGCGCGGAAUUUUUGGCGAUUUUGACGACGCCCAGCUGGAGCUCUUGCGAACUGCUAAUUAAUGCUCAGUCGUGAAGUGAAAAGCCAAAAAGUGAAGCUGGGAAACCUCUUAAAUUAUUAUAUUUAAGCCAUUAAAAAGGUCUGGGCCAACCCAAGUCUAAACCAAGAGCCAAGCCGUGAGACGCCAGUGGAAGUCGCAGUCGUAGUCCACCUCUCGUGGCACCCCCUGAACCUGAACCGCCACCCUCUGUGCAGCCUCCGCUCUGCCCAGCUCAGCUCAUUUGACUGCGAGCGUGAAAGUAAAAAGCAUCUGGACAGUGGACAGUGGAUAGUCGAACGUCGACCGUCGACAGUCGACACCAGCAUCAUCAGGAUACAGCGAGUCUCUCUCUCUCCAUCUCUCAAGACAAAGACAUCUGGCUGCUGAGGGUCAGUCAUGCGGACGAUGAGCAGCAGCUGAGCAGCAGCUGCCCGAGGAGCAGGCAGCGAGAUCCACGAGAUGAAGCAAUCACAGUCGUCACAGUCGUCACAGCAUCAGCUGGCAAACGCCCUGGCCCUGGCCUUGCUCCUGCUUCUGCUGAUCUUUCCCAGCAGCUCAAGGCAGUUUGAGACGGAUUGCGGCUGUCGUCCGUCGUCACGGCGAGGACCUCGAAUCAUAUCUGGUGCGACGACAAACGAGGGCCAAUUUCCCUGGCAGGCAUCGCUGGAGCUGCUGCAUCCGUCCCUGGGCUUCCUGGGCCACUGGUGCGGAGCCGUGCUCAUCCAUCAGUACUGGAUACUGUCCGCCGCACAUUGUGUGCACAAUGAUCUCUUUAAUCUGCCCAUUCCGCCGCUGUGGACCGUGGUGCUGGGGGAGCACGAUCGGGACGUGGAGUCGGGCAACGAGCAGCGCAUACCCGUCGAGAAGAUUGUGAUGCAUCAGCGCUACCACAACUUUCGGCACGACGUGGUCCUCAUGAAGCUGUCCAAGCCGGCAGAUCUCACUCGUGCCUCCAACAUUAGACGCAUUUGCCUGCCCUUCAUGCUGGCCGAGUCGCAGCCAGAUGAAACGGCAACCGUAGCAGCAGCCACAGCAGCAGCGAGCGAGGAUGUGCUCAGCCAGCAGCUGGAACUGGAGGAUGUGCCUGAGAAGAUUGACAACUUUCUGCGCAGCGUACAGAGCAGAAGGCGCUAUCGGAAUGUGACUUCGCCGAGUAUGAGGGAGCUCAUGAACAUGAAGAUUCUCAGCCGAAUGCGACAGGCUUUGGCACAACGCUCCUCCCCGCGAAGCCUGAGGCGUACCCGACGACGCAACGACAAGCUGAUGAAGCUGGACCCCAGACCUGCUGACGGGGAAUCAGUGGAGCAGAAAUAUCUCAAGACAAAUGGGGAGCUGGACAUGGAUCCGCGCGAGAUGGCCUUCGUGGACUGUGUGGCCACAGGCUGGGGAAAGGCCAACAUCAGCGGAGAUUUGUCCAGUCAGCUGCUGAAGACGCAAGUUCCUCUACACCAGAAUGGCAGGUGCAAGGAUGCCUACGGCAGCUUUGUGAACAUCCAUGGCGGCCAUCUAUGCGCCGGCAAGCUGAACGGUGAGGGUGGGACUUGUGUGGGCGACUCCGGCGGACCGCUGCAGUGUCGCCUCAGCCACAACGGACCCUGGAUAUUGGUGGGGGUCACUUCUUUUGGUUCGGGCUGCGCCCUGGAGGGUUUCCCCGAUGUCUACACCCGCACAUCGUUCUACAUGAAGUGGAUCGAAGACACAAUUGCCUCUCAUUGACUGGACU
This is a messenger RNA of Drosophila guanche, 1790 nucleotides long. RefSeq names its product transmembrane protease serine 7. The coding region runs from base 527 to 1783 and encodes 418 amino acids. Lineage: Eukaryota; Metazoa; Arthropoda; Insecta; Diptera; Drosophilidae. Gene Ontology annotation, biological process: proteolysis. Gene Ontology annotation, molecular function: serine-type endopeptidase activity. The record is from RefSeq and is a predicted model, not a curated record. The transcript has 4 exons.